Molecule: messenger RNA, 1228 nt
Organism: Mytilinidion resinicola
Lineage: Eukaryota; Fungi; Ascomycota; Dothideomycetes; Mytilinidiales; Mytilinidiaceae
Exons: 2
Coding region: 138-1163 (341 amino acids)
Biological process (GO): secondary metabolic process
Source: RefSeq, a predicted model, not a curated record
GCAGUGGUAAGUUCUCCUAGAAAUAAUGUCCCCCAUAAUCUUCCGUUCAAUUAAAAACCCUCCCAUACCAAACCUUCCUAUCGUACUAUCAUUUAUUUGAAAAUACUCCUUCCAUAACUUUUCCUUCCUACUCAAAAAUGGUCUCCCUCCCGGCAGUCCUACGCUCCAACUCCCUCAUUCCCUCCACCCUCCCUCCCAAACUCGUCGCCCUGUUCGUUGGCGCCACCAGUGGCAUCGGCGAAGCCAGCCUUUUAGCCUUCGCAAAAACCGCCGUUAAACCACGCGCCUACUUCAUCGGCCGCUCCCAAACCGCCGCCGACCGCAUUCUCGCGGAGUGCAGAUCCCUAAACCCAGCUGGCGAGUUCAUCUUCAUACAGAAAGAUGUGAGCUUGAUUCGCAACGUGGAUGAGGUGUGUAAAGAGAUCAAAGCGAAGGAGAAGUUCAUCAACAUAAUGGUGCUAAGUGCCGGGGUACCGGUAAUGGAUCGGAGAUUGACGUCUGAGAAUCUUCAUCUCUUAACGGCAACGACAUACUACUCUCGACUCCGCUUCAUUGCCAAUCUUCUCCCGCUCCUCAGAUACUCCCCUUCCCCUCUCAGUCACGUUGUUUUUGUUGCAGGCGGCGGUAGAGAAGGGCCUCUCGAUUCCACCGAUUUCCCCGCUCUGCGCGUUCCGCUGCUUCAGAUCCGAGGGCAUCUCACGUCGCUGAUCACGUUGGGUCUUGAGGCCGUCGCUAAACUAGCGCCCGAGGUGACCUUCGUACACGACUAUCCAGGCACCGUGAAGACGCCGCUGAUGGAUCACAUGGAUGGCUUGCAUGGAUUUGUUAUUCGGACGUACGUGGCGCUGCUUGGGAGGUGGGUCUGUGUGCCAGUUGAGGAGAGCGGGGAGAGGCAUUUGUAUCUGGCGACGAGUGCAAGGUAUCCGCCGGCCAAGGGCGGGGAAGCGGGGAUUGGAGUAGAAGAGGGGGUCACUGGGGUGGCGGUAGGUAGUACGGGGGAGGUGGGAAGCGGAGUGUAUUCGGUGGGGUGGGAUUGCGAGAGUUCGGGCCCGCAGGUGAUUGAGCUUUUGGCUGGGCUGAGGGAGAAAGGCAUGGUGGAGGAGGUUUGGAAGCAUACGGAGGGGGAAUUUGAGCGUAUUACUGGAGUAUCUAAGGGGAUAUAGGUGCGAGGAAUAGCCUUUGAUGAUGAUCGCGUUUUCUAGAGAUGCUUCACAUGCUAUUUGUUGGC